AUGGCCCCGACAAAGAAAUCGAUCUACCGCCAGCCUGGCACCCAGCACUUCCAGCUCGUCCACCGUUCCGUCCGCGACCCGCUCGCCAACGACCCCGAUGCUCCCCAGCAGGUCUUCAAGCCUAUCGAGCGCUACAAUGUUGCCGGAAAGGAGAAGGGCGCCGUGACGCUCGCCGACCUCGAGCACCAGAUGGACAAGACCAAGAUCCGCGACAACGAGGGCGAGGCUGCGAUGUACGGAAUCACGUACGACGACUCCAAAUACGACUACAUGCAGCAUCUGAAGCCCGUUGGCGAGGAGGGCUUUGAGAGUGUGCUCCUCCCGGCGCCGCGAGGCUCGAGUGUCGCGCAGGGCAUGAAGAACCAGGGCCAGCGGAGCAAGGGCAAGGGGCGGAGCGAGGACAUGUUCAAGAUGCCCGAGGACGUGAUGGCGUCCAAGCACGAGCUUUCACUGCAGGAGGUGCGGGAGAGGCAGCAGAACAUUCCCACAGAGCUGCAGGGCUUCAACCCCGACAUGGACCCGCAUCUGCGCCAGGUGCUCGAGGCGCUCGACGACGACGAGUUCAUUGAGGACGACGGAAACGACGAGGACUUCUUCGGCGAGCUCGUCGGUACCGGCGAGGCGUACGACGAGUACGACCGUGAGGAAUACGAGUUCCACGAGUGGGGACCCGAGGGCAAGCCGAAGCCGGUCGAGGAGGACGGCGAGCCGCGCGAGGAGACGUGGGAGGACCGCUUCCGAGCGUUCAAGGAGGCGGGUGGCCGGCCGAACGCCCCCGUCUCGAACGGCGGAUGGGAGUCUGGAGAGGGAGAGGACUAUGACGAGGAGAACCGCUCCGAGAUGGCCGACACGGUCGGCUCGCUCUCUGGACUCCCGGACAUGAUUGUCAAGGGCGGCAAGAAGCGCCACGGCAAGCGCGGACCGUCCGACGCCUCAGGCAUGAGCAUGUCGUCCGCGAGCGUGUACAGGAACAACAACCUGCGCAAUCUCGACGAUCAGUUCGACCGGAUUGAACGCGAGUACGAGCUCGACGACGACGACGAGUGGUGUGAGGACGACGAUGACGAUGUCUCUAUCGCGCCGUCUUACAUGUCCUCCGCCUCGCGAGUUAGCAUGUUCAAGGGCGGCGACUUUGAACCUGGAGAGCCGCUUCAGGUCACGCGCGACGACUUUGAUGCCAUCAUGGACGACUUCCUUGAGAACUACGAGGUCGUCGGCAACCGUAUGCGCGAGUCGCUGGGUGGUACAGCCCUCUCGGGUCCGGAGAAGCUCAAGGUCCUCCGUUCAGCCCUCGAGCAGGGAGACGAAGGACUCAGCAAAGAGGAGAACAGGCGGCGCAUCCUGGCAUUGGAGAAGCUCAACCGCGGACCCCUCAAGGAGGACAAGGAGCGCAUCCCGCGCGCCAAGAUCGAGCCCGCCAAGGAGGACAAGUGGGACGUUGAGACGAUUCUCUCCACAUACACCAACACCGAGAACCACCCCGGCAUGAUCCGGGUGCGGUCGUCGAGGGAGGCCAAGGAGCGUGCCGCGCGCAAGGCUGCCGCGGCCGCUGCUGCGAUCCAGGAGGAGGAGCAGGAAGAGGAUGAGGAAGACUCCGGCUCGGAGACCGAGACUGAGGCGCCCAAGGUGACGGUUGCGCGCAAGAAGGGCGAGAGUGCGGAGGAGAAGCGCGCGCGCAAGGCGGCCGUCAAGGCUGAGCGUGCGAACCGCCGUGCCGAGAAGAAGUCGCACAAGGAGACGUUCAACGAGGAGCGCAAGCGCCAGAUCGCCGGCCACCGCAAGGCAGUCACGGGCGGCAAGGCGGCGGACAUUGCCGUCGGCGCCAAGGGCGUGCACUCGCUUCGCUGA
Molecule: messenger RNA, 1848 nt
Organism: Trichosporon asahii var. asahii CBS 2479
Lineage: Eukaryota; Fungi; Basidiomycota; Tremellomycetes; Trichosporonales; Trichosporonaceae
Product: cytoplasm protein
Exons: 3
Coding region: 1-1848 (615 amino acids)
Biological process (GO): ribosomal small subunit export from nucleus; ribosomal small subunit biogenesis
Cellular component (GO): cytosol; preribosome, small subunit precursor; nucleus
Source: RefSeq, a predicted model, not a curated record